Pangasianodon hypophthalmus (striped catfish) is the source of this 661-nucleotide messenger RNA. RefSeq names its product HOP homeobox (gene hopx). The coding region runs from base 16 to 420 and encodes 134 amino acids. The transcript is spliced from 3 exons. The record is from RefSeq and is a predicted model, not a curated record. NCBI's taxonomy places the organism in Eukaryota, Metazoa, Chordata, Actinopteri, Siluriformes, Pangasiidae. Gene Ontology annotation, cellular component: nucleus. Gene Ontology annotation, molecular function: DNA binding. Gene Ontology annotation, biological process: regulation of transcription by RNA polymerase II; cell differentiation.
AUAUUUUUUUACUUUAUGAAGAUAUUCUGCCACACCUGCUGUUCAGGUAAACACACCUGGGCCCGGAACACAAAGGUUUUACAGGCGCAUCAGCCUCCAACAACACAAAGAUCCAAGGUUGUUGUGACGUCACUGUGUACAUAUUGCGUCAUAAGUACACAAGAUGAGCAUCUGAGCGCCAUGGCCUCUAACGGGAGCGGGACGGAGGCGCUGGGCACGCGCCUGGCGGAGGAUCAGCUGCGCGUGCUGGAGGAGAAUUUCUCUCGCGGGGGCCGGAACCCGGACGGAGCAACGCUCGCGCUCAUCGCUGCUGAAUGUGGACUCAGUGAGGAGGAGACGCUGAAAUGGUUCAGGAUGCGUAACGCUCAGUGGAGACAAGCAGAGGGACUGCCUGCUCAACCGGGAUCAGUCAAAGACUGAAGACAAGCGAGAAGCUCUCUAUCUCUAUACGCACACCUCCUGCCGCUAGUCCUCUCUAUCCAUCAUCCAUCCCUUUUCUUUCCAUCCAUCCUUCUUAUUCUAUUCAUCCAUCCAGUAUGGGACAGUUCUCUUGCUUUCUCAGCUUUGUGCCCCCUUGGCUAUAUGUGAAAUAAAUGUAUAUUGCACACAUGAAUGUCAUGUUUACAUAAAGAAAUAAACUGUAUAUAUGGUUAUGAGUGAA